Molecule: messenger RNA, 762 nt
Organism: Lodderomyces elongisporus
Lineage: Eukaryota; Fungi; Ascomycota; Pichiomycetes; Serinales; Debaryomycetaceae
Gene: MGE1
Product: Mge1p
Exons: 1
Coding region: 1-762 (253 amino acids)
Biological process (GO): protein import into mitochondrial matrix; protein folding
Cellular component (GO): PAM complex, Tim23 associated import motor
Molecular function (GO): protein-folding chaperone binding; adenyl-nucleotide exchange factor activity; protein homodimerization activity
Source: RefSeq, a predicted model, not a curated record
AUGCACAGAACUUUCACUCAUGUUUUGAAGAGGUCAAUACCUCCUCGCCCUAUUACAUUGUCAUCCGCUAGAUCUACUUGCUCUCCUGUGUAUUUCAAUGCACAACAAGUAAUUGGACAGCGUUUCAAUAGCACAAGGGCUUCACAGAAUGAACAAGGAGAUGCUUCAUCAUCCUCAGCAGCAGCACCACCACCAAAGAACGAAGAACAAACUGCUGAGCAUAAUACUGAGCAAGCAGCACCAGAAGCUGAAGCUGAAAAUGUCGAGAGUCCAGAGUUGAUUGAAUUGAGAGAGAAAUUGGAUAAAAAGGACAAGGAUUUGGCAGCAAUGAAGAAUCACUAUACCAGAGCAAAGGCUGAUUUCCGUCAUUUACAAGAAACUACAAAAGUGGAAGUGGAAAAGGCCAAGAACUUUGCUUUGCAGAAAUUUGCCAAAGACUUGCUCGAGUCCGUCGACAACUUUGACUUAGCCUUAGGCCACGUCAAACAAGAAACUUUGGAGAAAAACACCGAGGUUAAAAACUUGUAUGAUGGUGUUAAUAUGACCAAGGAUGUGUUUUUGAAAACACUUUUCAAGUUUGGUAUCAAGAAAAUCGAACCCUUGGAUGAACCAUUUGACCCUAAUUUGCACGAGGCAGUGUUUGAGGCUCCUCACCCAGAUAAGACCCCAGGCACCGUCUUUUUCGUCCAACAAAAUGGUUUCACCUUAAAUGACAGAGUGUUGAGACCUGCAAAGGUUGGAUUGGUAAAGGUUGAGGAAUAG